Messenger RNA from Arachis ipaensis, 1840 nucleotides. RefSeq names its product ethanolamine-phosphate cytidylyltransferase. Gene Ontology annotation, biological process: phosphatidylethanolamine biosynthetic process. The record is from RefSeq and is a predicted model, not a curated record. Gene Ontology annotation, cellular component: cytoplasm. Gene Ontology annotation, molecular function: ethanolamine-phosphate cytidylyltransferase activity. Lineage: Eukaryota; Viridiplantae; Streptophyta; Magnoliopsida; Fabales; Fabaceae.
UCGGUCAGAAAGGAGCUUUUCUAACAUGCGAAUUCAACACAGAAACAUAACGAAUCAAACGCGAAAGAGAAGAAUAAGAUUCGCAUCUCUCUCUCUCUCUCUACUUUAUGAUACUUAGCUCUUCAAAACUCAGAAUCUUCACUCUUUUUCUUCUUGGGAGAUUUCUAGUGUCAGGUUUGUGUCUCCUUGUGUAUAGUAGCAACUAGGAAUAGCAAGUUAGUUGCUGAGAAUCCUGGAAAUCCCAACAUAGAUCAUAAGUGAGAAUAGAGACAAAGAUAGAGAUAGGAAGUCAUGGAUUAUGAAAAUAAUAGCUGGAUUUGGGAUGGGGUAUACUACUACCCUCACCUGUUUGGUGGAAUAAUGGUGACAGCUGCUUUGCUGGGCUUGUCAACAAGCUACUUUGGUGGGAUUGGAUCCUUCCACAAGAGGAAAUCCGGUGAGAAGAAGCGCAUUCGUGUCUACAUGGAUGGCUGCUUUGAUCUUGUGCAUUAUGGUCAUGCCAAUGCACUCAGACAAGCAAAAGCCCUUGGUGAUGAGUUAGUUGUUGGGGUUGUCAAUGAUGAGGUUAUUGCGGAACAUAAAGGGCCGCCGGUUUUCAACGUGGAGGAGAGGCUGACCCUUGUAAACGGAUUGAAGUGGGUGGACGAGGUCAUUCCUGAUGCUCCAUAUGCAAUUUCUGAGGAGUUCAUGAAGCGUCUCUUUAAUGAAUACAAAAUUGACUAUAUCAUACAUGGCGAUGAUCCCUGCCUGCUUCCAGAUGGAUCAGAUGUCUAUGCUGCAGCAAAGAAAGCUGGGCGUUAUAAGCAAAUUAAACGUACUGAAGGAGUUUCCAGUACAGAUAUUGUAGGAAGGAUACUUGCUUCUUCAAGAUGUCGAGAAAAUGGUAAAGAUCAUAUUGUUAAUGGUGAGCAACAUCAAGAAGAAAGCCAGUCCGAGGACUCCCACAUAUCCCAAUUCCUACCAACAUCGCGCCGGAUUUCCCAGUUUUCAAAUGGCAAGGAGCCUGGAGCGAAUGCUCGAAUUAUAUACAUUGAUGGGGCAUUUGAUCUGUUCCAUGCAGGGCAUGUUGAGAUUCUUAAGAGGGCUAGGGAGCUUGGAGAUUUUCUUUUAGUUGGUAUCUACUCAGAUGAAACAGUGAGGGAACACCGGGGGAGUCACUAUCCUAUUAUGCGUCUUCAUGAGCGUAGCCUUAGCGUGCUGUCUUGCCGUUAUGCCAAUGAAGUCAUUAUCGGUGCACCUUGGAAAGUUACAAAGGAUAUGAUUACAACUUUCAAUAUCUCUCAAGUUGUGCAUGGGACUGUUGCUGAGAACUCACUUAAGUCUGAAAGUGAUCCUUAUGAGGUUCCGAAGAACAUGGGGAUAUUCCGCUUGCUCGAAAGCCCGAAAGAUACCACCACUACUUCUGUAGCCCAAAGGAUAAUAGCUAACCAUGAAGCUUACAAGAAACGAAAUGCCAAGAAGGCACAGAAUGAGAAGAGAUACUAUGAAGAAGAGAAAAAAUAUGUCUCUGGGGAAUAAGCCUUGUAUGGAAUUGUGUCACAGCCUUAGUUUGCUACACUAGUCUCCAAGAGUAAAGAGAUGCUGAUCUAUAUAGCAUAAGUUGUGGAUGGACUACAUAUGAUUAAAAUUUCCUCAAUAACUGAUGAAGUAAUCUGCCACUUUGUUAAGUGAAAGGUUCCUUAUAUGGUUUGCUUAUUACUCAUUUUUUGGCAUGUCUUGAUGGGGAGGUAUUUUAUUUUAUAUGCUCCAUUAGAGGUUGCCUUAAUAACUUGACAAUUGUAUCAAAGCAUAUAUGCAGACCUUAAUAUACAUCAAAGGUUCCGCCUUGUUUGCUAUUUCU